Messenger RNA from Laccaria bicolor S238N-H82, 510 nucleotides. RefSeq lists its product as uncharacterized. The transcript is spliced from 5 exons. The record is from RefSeq and is a predicted model, not a curated record. The coding region runs from base 1 to 510 and encodes 169 amino acids. NCBI's taxonomy places the organism in Eukaryota, Fungi, Basidiomycota, Agaricomycetes, Agaricales, Hydnangiaceae.
AUGAUUAAACUACCCAUCUCCAUUCUCCCCAGUAUGAAUCUCGAGGAAGCCUUUCUGAUGCAACAAUUGGGGGAGGAACUGGAUGAUGAGGAAGACAACAAUUUGCUUGAAGCCACCGGCACUGUGGCUAUGGCUAUUCUUAGUGGCAUUGAACUGUCACGGCAGCUUUGGAGUGAACAGCGCCAUCCAAGCCAUUUGUAUCUGGGUUGGGCCCAACUUCUCAUCAACCCUCAAGUUGGAACUCUGUGGCAGGUUCUCUUUAUCAGCCUACAACAAAUCUUUGCUCUCAUCCCAUCCACAGUCUCACGCUACAUCAAUUUCUCACUUCCUGUCCUUCUCGCCACUCUUCGCAAUAUGGAAGAUGUGAAAAUCAAAUGGUUCAGCCACUUGGAACAAUUCAAAGAGUGCAAUAGACUGAUUGUAGCUCAACAUCCCCAUCUAACUGGUGCCUUUUUCAGUGCUUGUGUUCUCUCCGAAAGCAAAUACCAAUGCUCCUGGGAGUUGGCAUGA